Messenger RNA from Protobothrops mucrosquamatus (brown spotted pit viper), 1062 nucleotides. RefSeq names its product RNA binding motif protein X-linked 2 (gene RBMX2). Gene Ontology annotation, molecular function: RNA binding. The transcript is spliced from 6 exons. NCBI's taxonomy places the organism in Eukaryota, Metazoa, Chordata, Lepidosauria, Squamata, Viperidae. The coding region runs from base 68 to 970 and encodes 300 amino acids. Gene Ontology annotation, biological process: mRNA splicing, via spliceosome. Gene Ontology annotation, cellular component: U2 snRNP; catalytic step 2 spliceosome; precatalytic spliceosome. The record is from RefSeq and is a predicted model, not a curated record.
GGACUCACGCUUGCGCAGUACAGCGGGCUGUAGGACGCAUGUGCAAACCCAGGAGGACACUUUCAGGAUGAACCCAUUAACCAAAGUGAAGCUGAUCAAUGAGCUGAAUCAGCGUGAAGCAGAGCUGGGAGUGCAGGAUAAAGUUUCCUGGCAUGCAGAGUAUAGUGGCAGCGCCUGGGUAUUUGUGGGGGGAUUGCCAUAUGAACUGACGGAGGGGGACAUUAUCUGUGUAUUUUCACAGUAUGGAGAAAUUGUGAACAUAAACCUGGUGCGCGAUAAAAAGACGGGGAAAUCCAAAGGUUUCUGCUUCAUUUGCUACGAAGAUCAGCGAAGCACUAUUCUUGCAGUUGAUAACUUUAAUGGGAUAAAGAUAAAAGGAAGGACAAUUCGUGUGGACCACGUAGCCAACUACCGCCCACCAAAAGAUUCUGAGGACAUUGAUGAGAUUACAAAGGGUCUCCGAGAGAAAGGCUGUGGUAUUAAAACUCCUCCUCAAAGUUCAGCUGAAUCCUCAGAAGAAGAUGAAGUGGAAGUAAAAAGGCACAAGAAAGAAAAAAAGAAGAAGACGAAGAAGAAGAAGAAAGAAAAGCGAGAGCAUCGGAAGCAUCUCAAAGAGGAACCUGGUACAGAUGUGCUUUUCCCCAAAUCCAAGAUUAAAGUGGAAAUGGAGGACUCGGAGUAUGAACGCUAUGCUGGCGAAAACCAGGAAACUUGGGGUAGCACAUCUGGGCGCCAACACCAGAGUAGGACGCCACCAGGACAAGAGCUCAGAUAUGAGAGUGGGGUAGAGCGAUCUGGGGAAAGAGGCUCAGAAAGGGACAGACAUGAGCGCAGGAUGCCCCUCAGUGAGGAGAAGCACAAGAAAACGGAGGCCAUCAAAGAUAGACAGCACGCAUCAGAAAGCAGAUCACGGGAUCGCUCAAAGAACAGAGAGAAGCCUUCCCGGGAGAAAUCCACAAAUCGUUACUAACUCAACUGCUGUGUUCUCUCCUUGCACGCAAGAAAGGGCAGCCGUAAGCCUGUGCUGUCAGAACAUCAGCUUGGUGAAACAGGCAGGGUUGG